This is a messenger RNA of Penicillium nucicola, 918 nucleotides long. RefSeq lists its product as uncharacterized. The record is from RefSeq and is a predicted model, not a curated record. The transcript has 2 exons. Lineage: Eukaryota; Fungi; Ascomycota; Eurotiomycetes; Eurotiales; Aspergillaceae. Bases 1 to 918 code for a protein of 305 amino acids.
AUGUCCGACGAUGAGUACUACUACGAGUACGAGGUGGACGAUUACCAGUACGCAGACGAAGUUCCCGAACUAGUCGACGACCUCGCCGCCUCCGCGUACCACGAUGCCACAGGCCUUUUCCUCGACGUGGACAGCGACACAGAAGACUACUUCGCCGACUUGGAAUACCAAUCAGACGAUUAUUACGACGUUGACCCGACAGCCGAUCAAGGACUCGUAAGAGAAAUCGGAACCAAGGUCGUUGCGCCGGCAAAAACAAAACGCCAGGGCAAGAAACCCAAGACUGCAGCAGCAAAGAUCAAAUCGCCUGUCGUACUGGAUGUCGGGUCGUUCCAGGGUGUCAUUUGGAAGACGCCCAGUCUGGACCGCGACCAGGACGUUGCGAUUCUUUACGAACCGCAUACCGGCGAACAAGUCGCGCUGUUGAAGAACUGGAGAGAGGAGUUCAAGCACUCACAGCCUGCGCUGGAUAAAUCGCGGUUGAAGAGGAGGCGAGUGGAGGAAGCGCACACUGUGGAUGACGCGUCGCUGUCGGAGGCGGAUAAUGAAAUGGAACCCGAAGACAUGCAUGGCGACGGAGACGAGGACGACUUGGACAGUUCCGAUGAAAUGGAUGAUUCUGCAUCGCACGAUGGGUCGAGCCUUGAUACCGGCGAUGCCUCGAAUACGACGCCGGACUUGGAUUCCGCCCAUUCCGCGAAUCUGCCUUCGCCGCCGAAGGUCGUCAUCCCGGUUAAGAGAGGGUGGAAGCGGAAGGCGGCGGCGCAGAAGGAUGAUGAUCCUGCUGGCGGGGAGGAUGAGGCGCCGCGGGCAAAGAGAGUUGAGUCUCGUAAGGGUGGGAGCGAUGCUGCCAAAGCUGAGGUCAAGGGCGGUUCGACUCGACCGGCUGUGCGCAGGUCAGCUCGGCAGAAGAAGUAG